Messenger RNA from Dendrobium catenatum, 668 nucleotides. RefSeq lists its product as uncharacterized. The coding region runs from base 114 to 668 and encodes 184 amino acids. NCBI's taxonomy places the organism in Eukaryota, Viridiplantae, Streptophyta, Magnoliopsida, Asparagales, Orchidaceae. The transcript has 3 exons. The record is from RefSeq and is a predicted model, not a curated record.
UCUAUGCUUAUUUUACAUUUACAUUAUCUUACUUACAAGAUUUAAUUUUAUGAUAUCUUUUCAUAGAAGUUGGAAGCGAUGAAGAGUAAAAACAAAAAAGAGGUCCAACCUAUAUGUGUAGUAUUUGGGGAUACCAUUCUACCCAACAUGGUGGAGAACGACUUGUUAAUUUUAACCAAUAUGGUCAACCUAUUGGGCAAAAUAAAUCAUUAUUUAUUGAGUUUUUAGGAACUAUUGCUCGGAAUGGGAAAUAUACACCAAUUGACAUCAAAAGUUGGGAUAAAAUGCUGAAGUCUUUUAAAAAAAAUAUGUUAGAAGUUGUUCAGGAGAAAUUUGAGAUUCCCCGUUCUUAUGAUGUAUGGGUUCUUCAAUCUAUUGGGAAGAAAUGGAGAAAUUGGAAAGCAGACGUUAAAUCAAAAUAUUAUGACCAAAAAAUGUCUACAGAAUUACAACUAUGUAAUGUGCCAAAAAUGAUACUCAAAGAUCAAUGGAAAAAUCUUGUAACCAAUUGGAAUUCAGAAGAAUCAAAGUGUAUAAGUGAACGAAAUAAAAAGAGUAGGUCAAGAAAGAGUUUGAUGCAUAUAAUUGGAAAAAGGAGUUUCAGUCAAAUGCGUGAAGAUCAGGUUAAUUUUAUAUGUAUAUACAUUUGUGUUAGACUUAAAUUUUGA